This is a messenger RNA of Colletotrichum destructivum, 2657 nucleotides long. RefSeq lists its product as uncharacterized. NCBI's taxonomy places the organism in Eukaryota, Fungi, Ascomycota, Sordariomycetes, Glomerellales, Glomerellaceae. The record is from RefSeq and is a predicted model, not a curated record. The transcript has a single exon. The coding region runs from base 2291 to 2647 and encodes 118 amino acids.
CAAGACAGUAAAGCGGCCUUCACGAGAGGUGCCAUCGGUGCGUGGCAUCACCCAGCAUUGUCUCGCCCUGUUUCGCUGCUUAACACUUGGUCACUUUGCAAGUAACCAUGUCUCGGUCCUCCUCAACGCACUCCAAAACCAGACAUCUUGACUGAAAACCCCCCUGGACCAUCGCCCUCCGUCAUCCCAUACAAUAAGCAGCCAAGGGCCAUCUGGUUCCCGGUACUCUGGUUCGAGGAGCAACCCAAACGCAUAACAUAGCCGGCUCGACACACGCACCAUAUCUGCGUGCGUUGUGCCAAACCAUCCCCUCGGUGCCAAACCAAAGGACGACGGGGAACCUCAAACAAGCGGAAAUCACCCUUACCUCGACUGUCAUUUCAGCCGCUCCUCCUAGUCUUGGGAUCGGGCGUCGCCUGGCCACCGAGGCAGUUCGCUCGAACAUUCAACAUUACGCGCUGACUGCGCCCGCCCAUUGCAUUGUUCUUGCAUCCUUGGCCCUACUUGUCGCUUUCUUGGUGCCGUACUUUUCCCAUAAGCAGGUCACCUGAUUCGGACGCCUGAGUGCUCUCUGGUGUGUGCAAUGGGAAAUGCCCAUCUCCCAGUUGCAGAGAUCUGCUUCCAAAGCCGGCCACCAACGCGCCUUCGUCACCACUGACCAGACACGCCGGGUCCCUGUCUGUGAUAUGAGCAGAUGUUGCACUGCCUCUGACCGCUACGUUCCGUCUGUUGAGUAAACCACCGCGGACCCGUUCUGUUCCAUCACUGCUAGGGACGAAGAGUUGUUGUCUCUGCGACUUUGCCUGGUUGCACCGUCGUACCCCCCGCCAUCGCGCGCCGUAGAUCACGCUUUCGAUGGACAUUGCAUACGGGUUUCUUUUAUGCUUCCUUCACUCUACGCCCCCGAGGAUCCUUGACUGGCCAGCAGUGGUAUUCUGAAAGCAAGUCAGCCCCAUCAACACAACGUUGGUGAACCACAGACCUUGCUGCGUCCCGGCAUUUGGUGCGUCGCGCAAGCUGUCAACACCCGGCUCUCGGAAGAGCAAGCCAGAGUCCUCUACCUGUCUCACGGACGUCCUCGAAUAGACGUGAAGCUAGGCCGGAGCAGGUCGACCAUAGCAGGUGGGCUCUAAUGGAGUUACCGGCCUGUUCAACUUGGAAGCCCACGUUGCUAUCUUUUUCUCUGCGAACAACGUGCUGCCCAACGUCUGUGGAGCACCCGGUGAACUAGAGACGAAGUGCAAAGUCCGCUUGACGCCAGCACGGGCUGGGGGGUGCCCGCCGAAUCCAACCGAGGUGACUUACCACCACCCGGUCUUUGGGCGUCGUCUGAAGAUGGGACGGCCUAGUUUCAUCCCACCUUCAAAGUGCCUAGUUCAAGAGUUCGUCCACCAUCGCGGGAGGGCAAACUGGUAGGCGCUGUCAGUGCAGGCAGACAGACGCUCGCGAGCCAUUGUUCACCCUUGCGCGUCUAAGGUGAAUUUGACGUCAGGCCAACCACGAUGGGUAAACUGUGAAGGCAGCCUUACCACGACAGUGCCCCGUCGGCAUUCAUGUCGGAAUUCUGAAUCAGACGACGGUCGGUCCCCUCGAAAACAGAUUGCGAAUCGUUUCUCUCGAUGGACAAUGGGAGCCAGUUGUGGCCAAUAGCCGCUGGUGCCGUGUCCGGUUGACGUUCACAUGAGUGCCCAGCUCCUCCGUGUUGUUUUCCCCACUGGGCACGCCGAGUUCUGCAAUCGGCUGUGCCUAUCGGUGGCGAGACAAAAGCGAGGUGAGAUAAGAGAUGCGCCUCUGCCAUGUGAUCGUGACCGCCCAGUCUUGGUCGCUCUUGCCUACAGGGACAGUAAUGCAAAGCCAGGAACGCCAACGGCAACCAGAGAUGUUGGUGAACCAUGGUUGGCUCGAUGCAUUUUGCUACGCCCGCAGGGCCCCGAGGCGGGAUCGAGCCCCCCCCCCUCGUCCCGAACGUUUGGAUAGGCGUCUGCAGCAACAUCGGAAGACCGUCGGCAGGAAGGAUCAGAAUCCUGCCGAAUGCGCGCCACCCGCCAACCAUUAAAGGGGGCUUCACCACCGGGUGCUGACCGCCGCCGGUUACCGAGGAGAACAGAAGGACAGAAGGCGCAGAGCCGAGAACGGCAAGAACGGCAGAGCAGAGGACAUGGACAGAGUUCAAGAUAUGAGCUAGUUUUUCCUGCUAAUGCUGCGUAGAUCUCGGUGGCCUACCGUGCGAGAAGGGCCAAUCACCGUUGGGGCACAAGCCAUUCUGGGCUACAUCCCCUUUUAAGGUUCCAUGGACGGCGGGAAGAUUGUUUGGGCUUUCCAAAGGGGGUUUGUUUUCUCUUCUUUGGCGUCGUCCCCGUCACAAGACAGCCGGCAUCGGACCUUUCGCCGCCUCUCCGUUUCGGCGCGACGAGCUUGUCUGACGGGGCUCCUCACUCGCACUCGGCAGGAGUCGUCAAAGCACGAGUCCGUGACUGGCCAGUGCCUGUCGAGAGUGCUCGCUAUUACGUAUGAUCAACGUCAGCUGUUAAUAUCUAGGGAAAUCCGGGGUGCAGUUUCGUCUGCAAGUUUCAACCCGGACUGGGGCUCUCUCUAUGCACGGUUCAAUACGAGGGGUGUCGGGCAUUUGAAUCACAGCAACCGGUAGCAAGGCGGGA